Messenger RNA from Poecilia reticulata (guppy), 3726 nucleotides. It is a transcript of the gene adnpb, whose product is annotated as activity-dependent neuroprotector homeobox b. Lineage: Eukaryota; Metazoa; Chordata; Actinopteri; Cyprinodontiformes; Poeciliidae. Gene Ontology annotation, cellular component: nucleus. Gene Ontology annotation, biological process: regulation of gene expression. The record is from RefSeq and is a predicted model, not a curated record.
UUCUUUUAUUUGCGCCAUUUUGGAUUGGGCAGUUUGCGGGCUGGCUGUGUAUUGUCCGUCUGAAGAGAAUGGGCAAAGCAAUUCUCACUACCGGGGAAGUAUAGGCACAGUUAAAGGUGAUUUUCUAUUUCGGGAGUAAAACAGCUAACAUGUGUCCGCCCUCAGCGCUCCGCGGAACUGCCCUAUUGGUUGUCCGGUGAAGCUCGGAGCGCUCUCCGUUUCCGCUCUCUGGCUAGAGGAGGCAGGAUAGCCGCGGUUUGGUAAGGGACCAUCGGGCUUGGGGAGGGAAGACCGACGGCCGAUGAUCCUCCUCGGAAGACACCUGGGAGGACACAGCUGUGCGCGCUAGAGUGUGAAGACACGGCCUCGGUCAGCCUGAGGUGACACGGUUCGCUCACACGGGAGUCCUGGAUGUGAAAGCAGGCGGGCAGAAUGUUCCAGCUCCCAGUCAAUAACCUCACCAGCCUACGGAAAGCCAGGAGAAAUGUCAAGAAAGUCCUGGGAGAUAUCGGCCUGGAGUUCUGCAGAGAUCACCUACAGGACUAUAAAGAUUUUAACCCUCCUGAGGUGUAUAUUAAGCACACAACCUGGGAAGAUGUGUGUAUGUGGGAACCAUCCCAUACCAAAGUCCAGGACUACAGAUCCAAACCUUUUUGCUGCUCUGGCUGCUUAUUUUCAUCCAAGUAUUUCUCAGCAUACAAGAGCCACUUCCGCAACGUCCACAGCGAGGACUUUGAGAACAACAUUCUGCUCAAUUGUCCCUACUGCACUUUCAAUGGCAACAAGAAGACCCUGGAAACACACAUUAAACUCUUCCACAUGCCUAAUAACAGCUUGCGGCAGGGGCCCGGUGCCGUGGCAGCAGCAGGAGCUGGUGGGAUCAUGAUGAAGGAUGGCUUACUGAAGAGGACGGUGGAUAAUGUGGAGCAGGCGGUGUACUACUGCAAGAAGUGCACCUACAGGGACCCUUUGUACAAUGUGGUGCGAAAGCACAUCUACCGGGAACACUUUCAACAAGUGGCCCAUCCUUACAUCGUAAAGCCAGGAGAGAAAACAAACAGUCACAACGGUGGCACAACGGAGAGCAAUACAACGCAUGGUGGUAACGCAAACCAAAUUCACUGCAAGAAGUGUCUAUUUGUUCCGCGGACCUACGAAGCGUUGGUCCAACACGUCAUCGAGGACCACGAGAGGAUCGGCUAUCAGGUCACGGCCAUGAUCGGCCACACCAGUGUGAUAGUCCCUCGACCAAAACCGCUCGUUAUGUUCCCGGCCAAAACUCAAGGAGACAAGACCAUAAUCGGGAUGGGCCCCAAAGGAGCAGUGAUGGCCACGCCGAGGUCUUCUGCGUCCCAACAGCUUAGUCGAGCCGCCGCUGCUGCUGUCGCAGCAUCUAAGGCUGCCUUUAACUCCCACAGUUUUCUAACUGGACUAAAACAUGACUCUUUGGGGUUAAAGGCAGGCAGCGUGCAGCCUUUCUCUCUGGGCAACCAUCACGUUAGAGGAACUUUGCCGGGAAACGCUCAGGUGUCUGUGCCACAGCAGUCGCAUGCAGCAAAGCAGCUCAUCUCCGCCAAUAGUCUGCGGAGCCCGCUGGUGGCUGGCGCUUCUUCCUCUCUUAAAUCCAACCCAUUGGGCUCACGUGUUCAGGCAGCCGCCACCACGGUAGCGGCUGUCACAGCAAAGAAAGGUGGCUCCUCAGUUCUCGGCACAUCCUACACCCAGAAGUGGAAGAUCUGCACCAUCUGCAACGAGCUGUUCCCAGAGAACGUCUACAGUGCUCACUUUGAGAAGGAGCACAAAGCAGAGAAGGUGCCUGCUGUGGCCAACUACAUCAUGAAGAUUCACAACUUCACCAGCAAGUGUCUGUACUGCAACCGCUAUCUCCCCAGUGACACGCUGUUGAACCACAUGCUGAUCCACGGCCUGUCCUGCCCGUACUGUCGGGCAACAUUCAAUGACGUGGAGAAAAUGGUUGCGCACAUGCGGCUAUCGCACCCUGAGGAAAAAGUUGGACCUCGCACCGACUCUCCACUGACUUUUGACCUCACUCUGCAGCAGGGAAACCCCAAAAACGUUCAGUUGAUUGUCACUACAUAUAACAUGAGGGAUGCACCCGAAGAGUCGGUUGCAUUUCAUGCCCAGAACAGCACCUCCUCCAUCUCGUCAAACCUCUCUGCUUCUCUUCUAGGGGGGAAGAGGUUGAUGCCUCAGCAGCCAUCUAAAACGUCAUCGGGCCUCUCAGACAUUCCUCAAAUCAAGAGCGCCCCGCAAGCUUCCGUACCUUACAAGAGAGAUGUCGGAAAGACUCUGUGCCCUCUCUGCUUCUCCAUCCUCAAGGGCCCGAUCUCAGAUUCGUUGGCCCACCAUCUAAGAGAGCGGCACCAGGUGAUUCAGACCGUUCAUCCUGUAGAAAAGAAGCUGACCUAUAAAUGCAUUCACUGCUUGGGGGUUUAUACAAGUAACAUGACUGCGUCUACCAUCACGCUCCACUUAGUACACUGUCGAGGUGUGGGGAAGUCGCAGAACGGACAAGACACCAGGGUCGCCCAGUCUUCUCGCGUCAGCCAGUCUCAGAGCAGCGCACUGAAACGGCCUGGCUUCGAUAGCUCUGACACCAUCUCACCGAAGCGAAGGAGGCCGGGACCUCCCGGUCAAAGGGCACACCCUCGGGACCUCAAUGGUCCGUCUUACUUUGAAGAAAAUCCAAACGAACCUGUAGUCCUUGCUCUUGACCCCAAAGGCCAGGAAAGUAAGUCGUACGAGUCCAGGAAAGCAUUUCUGACGCAAUAUUUCAAUUGUGCGCCAUACCCUACCCAACGAGAGGUGGGCAAGCUGGCAUCUAGUCUCUGGCUGUGGAGGUCGGACGUCUCCGGACAUUUUGUCGGCACAAGAAGAAAGUGCAUACAGGAGUGUGAAAGCCAGCGGCCCAGUGUGUUGCUGGGAUUCAGCAUGCACGACCUCAGCAAGCUUCGUCACGACCUGGAGUUUGACGCGGAGGACGCUUACGAAGGCAAACACGGCAAGCAGCGGACUUCCAGGACACGCAUGGGGGUAUCGGAACAGGCUCUCCAGAGACACAGGGAACUCGUGGCUGCCAACGGUGGAGUUGAGCAGCCGCAGGAGGGAGAGUUGGCGGGGAAGGAGGAAGGUUUGCUUCCCAAACCAAGUACUGUCAGCAGAGACCAAACCAAGACAAUCAGCAGCACCUUACCACAGAAAAUGCCUCUAGACCUCUCUGAGCCCAUCUCCAUAGACUCUGAAAGUGACGAGGAAGAGCAGCAGAGGAAUGACAAGAAACCAGGGGCAGCAGCACAUAUCCAUAGUAACCAGCAGUUUACAGGAUCUAAAGAGAGACUGGAGACAAGGACAGACAUCAAAACAGUUUCAGAUCUGGAUGACAUGUCUGAUGAUGACGAUGAAGAUGAGGAUGAUGACGACGACGACGAUGAUGACGAAGACGAUGAAGGGGAACAUGUAGAGAAUGGUUUUUGCGCUACUGAGAACUCAGGAAGAGACAGUCUGCCCAUUAUUAUCCCCAAGUUUGUACCGUCGUCCGCUAGAAACCAGAGAGAUGGAGCCCAGCUGGGCAAACAGCAGUCCUGACUGCGUCAGUCAGUCUGAGAAGAUCACACCAAUAAAUCUGCCUCACCUGAAGUAAAUGAUAGCUUCUCUGAGUUUCAGGGGUGAAGCAAAUGGGACAAAUAAAUAAAUUUAAAAAAGCCA